Molecule: messenger RNA, 435 nt
Organism: Cucumis sativus (cucumber)
Lineage: Eukaryota; Viridiplantae; Streptophyta; Magnoliopsida; Cucurbitales; Cucurbitaceae
Product: cilia- and flagella-associated protein 251
Exons: 1
Coding region: 1-435 (144 amino acids)
Source: RefSeq, a predicted model, not a curated record
AUGGUGGUCAAUCAAACAUUAUACAUUUUGGUAUGUAUUUAUUUUGCUGAUGAGAAUGAAGCCCUGAAUGCGAAAGAAUUGAAUCCAGUUGAGGAUGAAGAAACCUUGAAUAAGGAUGAAGCUGGAGUUGCUGAGGAAGAAGGGGUACUAGAGAAAGAUGCUCUAGUGGAAGCGGAGGCGAGGGAGAAAGAGAAUGGAGAGAAAGUAGAGGAAGUAGAGGAGGAGAAAGAGAAAGAGCCAAAGCCAAAGGAAGAAGAAGGAUUAGAGGUUGGAUUGGGAAAUGGGGAGGAUGAGGAAGUAGGGUUUGAGGAGGAGGAGGAGGAGGAGGAGGAAGAUGAAAGAGAUAAAGGGAAAGGGGAUGAUCCAAAGGAAAAGGUGGAAGAUCCAAAGCCAAAACCUGACAUCUCGAUCGAUAUGUGGUGGAAGGGACUGUGA